Meloidogyne enterolobii is the source of this 576-nucleotide messenger RNA. Lineage: Eukaryota; Metazoa; Nematoda; Chromadorea; Rhabditida; Meloidogynidae. The record is from the annotation of a GenBank genome assembly.
AUGGUGGAAGAAGAAAAUGAAAUUGAACGUCGAAUCUUCCAUCUCUGUCAAGGUUUUAAUGUUCCGCUUUUUGAGAAGGAUUUACAAGUUGAGAAAACUAUCCAGAAUCUUUAUCGGAAUUUCAAAAUCUUUCUGCAAGCAAAGGCAACUCAUGAUAAAGGUAAAAGACAUCCUAGUGCAAUAGAAGAAGGUCUUCCUCCGCAGUUACUGGCUGAUCGUUCUUCUCGUUAUCUUCUAAGUGAAUCAAUGACUGAAUAUGACUGUGAGAUUAUGCCACGUUUGCAUCAUAUUCGUAUCAUUGGAGAACGCCUUCUGAACUUUUACAUUCCACGUCAAUUCACACAUUUAUGGGCAUAUAUAUUAACUGCAUAUCGAACAGCUGCUUUUAUUGAAUCCUGUCCGGCUGAUCAAGAUAUUCUGCAUCAUUAUAAGGAACAAUUAAAUUUGGCAAUUGAUAUGCGAGUGACACUUGAAGCGCCAACAAAGACAUUAACCAUUCCUGAAGAUGUUCUUCAAGAUAUACGCCGGCUCAAUAAUGGAAUUCAAACAGGAGAAGGAAGUAGACAAAAUAAUUAG